Bacillus rossius redtenbacheri is the source of this 1679-nucleotide messenger RNA. RefSeq names its product cytochrome P450 4C1-like. The coding region runs from base 108 to 1679 and encodes 523 amino acids. The record is from RefSeq and is a predicted model, not a curated record. The transcript is spliced from 13 exons. Gene Ontology annotation, molecular function: heme binding; iron ion binding; monooxygenase activity. Lineage: Eukaryota; Metazoa; Arthropoda; Insecta; Phasmatodea; Bacillidae.
GAUAUGGAAUUUUAAACGGAAACUCAAUAUUUAAAGCUUUUAAUAGACUUUCAAAAGGGCAGACAGGCUUUGGACAGACUUGAGCACUGGCCGACGUCGCGAGCGGCAUGCAGCCGCUGGUAACCGCGUGCUGUGCCCUGAUGCCGCUGCUGCUGCUGUGUGUGUUCGCGGUGGUACACCGCCGCAGGAGGACUCGCUUCGUGUCGCUGGUGGACGCAAUUCCGGGCCCACCCUGUUCGCCCGUCGUCGGCAACCUCUUGCAGAUACUGGUGCCCAGGAACAGGCAGGCGGCGGUGCGCGACGGAUGGGUCUCCAAGUACGGCCCCAUCUACCGCACCUGGCUGGGCUCCGUGGCCCAGGUGAACAUCACGCGGCCGGAGCACGCCGAGGUCAUCUUGAGCAGCACAAAAUGUAUGGAGAAGUCCUACGUCUACAAGCUGAUGAGAUCGUGGCUGGGAGAAGGACUACUCACCAGCUCGGGUGACAAGUGGCGCCUGCGCAGGAAGCUGAUCACGCCCACCUUCCACUUCAAGGUGCUGGACUCGUUCGUGGAGGUGUUCGUGGAGAAGAGCCAGCGCCUGCUGCGGCGGCUCGACCGGUUCUCCGGGGGCGAGGCCUUCGACAUCCACCCCUACAUCUCCAGCUGCGCCCUCGACAUCGUGUGCGAGACCGCGAUGGGCACUCCGGUGAACGCACAGCAAGCCGCUGGGAAUCCUUACGUGGCUGCCGUAUACGAGAUGACAGAGCUGGUCAUGGAGCGGUCGAGGAGGCCGUGGCUGUUCUUCUCGCCCGUGUUCCGCCGCUCCAGCCUCGGCCAGAGGACGGCGAAGUGCCUGGCGGUGCUGCACGGCUUCACCGCCGAGGUUAUUCGCGAACGCAAAGCUCUUCGCGCGAAAGAAUCAGAGGGAAAAUCCAGCGGGCAAUUAGAAGAAAAUGCUGUUGGCGAGAAGAAGAGGCCGGCUUUUCUCGACUUGUUGCUGGAUGCUUGUGACAAGGAGAAGCUUCUGACUGACACGGAGAUCAGGGAAGAAGUGGACACCUUCAUGUUUGAGGGGCACGACACGACGACUGCUGCUGUGAGUUGGGCGUUAUUGCUUCUGGGAUCGCACAUGGACGUCCAGGAGCGGGUGUGCAGCGAGCUGGACGCGCAGUUCGGCGACAGCGACCGCCCGCCGACCACGAGGGACCUGCAGGCCCUCAAGUACCUGGAGCAGGUGCUGAAGGAGGCGCUGCGCCUCUACCCCAGCGUGCCCUUCGUCGGCCGCUGCCUCGCCGAGGACACGCGCAUCGGGGACUACCUGGUGCCAGCUGGGUGCAUGGUCAACAUCCACAUAUUCCACAUACACCGGUGCGCAGACCAGUUCCCCCACCCGGAGCGAUUCGAUCCCGACAACUUCCUUCCCGAGAGGGCGAGGACCAGGCAACCCUAUGCCUACAUCCCGUUCAGCGCCGGCCCGCGAAACUGCAUAGGCCAGAAGUUCGCCAUGCUGGAGGAGAAGGUGAUUCUGGCGGCCAUCCUGCGGCGCUACCGGGUCCACUCGCCGCAGCGACCCGAGCAGCUGACGCUGUUGUCCGAGAUGAUCCUGCGGUCCGAGCACGGCAUCCAGCUUCAGAUCGUUCCCCGGCCGAAGGCGGGGCGCCAGUUGAACAAUGGCGACUGCGUAGAAGUGCAACCGUAG